GAUGACACAGAAGAAAAUUCCAAUGAUGGCAGCCAGCCGUCCAAAAGACGGCGUAUGGGCUCAGGGGACAGUUCUCGGAGCUGUGAAACUUCCAGUCAAGACCUUGGGUAUAGUUAUUUUCCUGCUGAAAAUUUGAUAGAAUACAAAUGGCCACCUGAUGAAACAGGAGAAUACUAUAUGCUUCAAGAGCAAGUCAGUGAAUAUUUGGGUGUGACUUCCUUUAAAAGAAAAUAUCCAGAUUUAGAAAGGCGAGAUUUAUCUCACAAGGAGAAACUCUACCUCAGAGAACUAAAUGUUAUCACAGAGACUCAGUGCACACUAGGUCUGACAGCUUUGCGUAGUGAUGAAGUAAUUGAUCUUAUGAUUAAAGAAUACCCUGCCAAACAUGCUGAGUAUUCUGUUAUACUGCAAGAGAAAGAACGACAGCGAAUAACAGAUCAUUACAAGGAGUACUCUCAAAUGCAGCAGCAGAACACACAGAAAGUAGAAGCCAGCAAAGUUCCAGAAUAUAUUAAAAAGGCUGCCAAGAAAGCUGCAGAAUUCAACAGCAAUUUAAACCGAGAGCGGAUGGAAGAAAGAAGAGCCUAUUUUGAUUUACAGACACAUAUUAUCCAGGUGCCUCAAGGAAAAUACAAGGUCUUGCCUACAGAGCGAACAAAGGUUAGUCCUUAUCCAGUGGCUCUCAUACCCGGCCAGUUCCAGGAGUACUACAAAAGAUACUCUCCAGAUGAACUUCGUUAUCUGCCGUUAAACACAGCUCUUUAUGAACCUCCUUUGGAUCCAGAGCUGCUUACACUGGACAGUGAUGGAGAUUCAGAUGAUGCAGAGGAAGGACGAGGUGAUGAAAAACGGAAAACCAAAGGCAAUUCGGAUAAUUCGUCUGGCAAUGUAUCUGAAGGUGAUUGCGCCACAGACAACCAGGAGGAUUCUUUUCAGGGAAGACAAAAAACAAGAGACAAAAGUGCUACUCCAAGAAAAGAUGGUUCCAAACGUUCUGUAUUACCCAAAUCAGUUCCUGGGUACAAGCCAAAGGUCAUUCCAAAUGCUAUAUGUGGAAUUUGUCUGAAGGGUAAGGAGUCCAACAAGAAAGGAAAACCUGAAGCUCUUAUACAUUGCUCCCAGUGUGACAACAGUGGCCACCCUUCUUGCCUUGAUAUGACCCCGGAGCUUGUUGCUAUGAUUAAGACUUACCCUUGGCAGUGUAUGGAGUGUAAAACAUGCAUUAUAUGUGGGCAGCCUCACCAUGAAGAAGAAAUGAUGUUCUGUGAUGUUUGUGACCGUGGUUAUCACACUUUUUGUGUGGGGCUUGAUGCUAUCCCUUCAGGUCGCUGGAUUUGUGAUUGUUGUCAGAAAGACCCUCCUGUACCCAGAAGAGGAGGAAGAAGGGGGAAAAACAGCAAGGAGGGCUAAAAAAGCCCUAAAAACUUGCUGUCCAAAACUUAACUGCACAAAUUAAAGUGAUACUCUGGUGCUAUUUAAUCAACCACUCUAUAAGAGGAGCAAUACCACUUUUUUUUUUUUUUUCUCCUUUUUACUAAAUAAACUUUGUCUAUAUAUUGA
Molecule: messenger RNA, 1560 nt
Organism: Parus major (Great Tit)
Lineage: Eukaryota; Metazoa; Chordata; Aves; Passeriformes; Paridae
Gene: PHF10
Product: PHD finger protein 10
Exons: 11
Coding region: 55-1410 (451 amino acids)
Cellular component (GO): npBAF complex
Source: RefSeq, a predicted model, not a curated record